AUGGACAUCAAUCUGCUGAUCAGAGUGAAGGAGAUCCAACAGUAUCUGAGAUCAGGAAGUCUCUCCACAGAUAAACUGUCUCCUGCUCAGUGGUCAGCUCUGGUCUUCAUCUUACUGUCAUCAGAAAAAGAUCUGGACAUGUUUGACCUGAAGAAAUACUCUGCUACAGAGGAGGCACUUCUGAGGCUGCUGCCAGUGAUCACAGCUUCAAAUAAAGCUCUGCUGAGUGGCUGUAACCUCUCAGAGAGAAGCUGUGCAGCCCUGUCUUCUACUCUCAGCUCCCAGUCCUCUAGUCUGAGAGAGCUGGACCUGAGUGACAACAACCUGAAGGAUUCAGGAGUGAAGCAGUUGUCUGCUGGACUGGAGAGUCCACACUGUACACUGGAAAGCCUCAGUCUGUUAGGAUGUCUGAUCACAGAGAAAGGCUGUGCUCCUCUGGCCUCAGCUCUGAGGUCCCAGUCCUCUAGUCUGAGAGAGCUGGACCUGAGUGACAACGACCUGCAGGAUUCAGGGGUGAAGCAGUUGUCUGCUGGAUUGGAGAGUCCACACUGUACACUGGAAACUCUCAGGUUCCAGUCUUAUGGUUCCUCAGUAUCUGUGUGUCCUCUGUUUGAGGGAGAGUCUCCUCCUGUGGAGACAAACAGUCACACUGCUGACUGA
This is a messenger RNA of Scomber scombrus (Atlantic mackerel), 660 nucleotides long. RefSeq names its product ribonuclease inhibitor-like. The coding region runs from base 1 to 660 and encodes 219 amino acids. The transcript has 5 exons. The record is from RefSeq and is a predicted model, not a curated record. Gene Ontology annotation, molecular function: protein binding. NCBI's taxonomy places the organism in Eukaryota, Metazoa, Chordata, Actinopteri, Scombriformes, Scombridae.